Messenger RNA from Lycium ferocissimum, 259 nucleotides. RefSeq names its product hydrophobic protein RCI2B-like. The coding region runs from base 84 to 248 and encodes 54 amino acids. NCBI's taxonomy places the organism in Eukaryota, Viridiplantae, Streptophyta, Magnoliopsida, Solanales, Solanaceae. The record is from RefSeq and is a predicted model, not a curated record. The transcript is spliced from 2 exons. Gene Ontology annotation, cellular component: membrane.
UUUCCUCCUGUAUUUUAAAAUACAUUUGAAGCACUCCUAAAUCUGUUGUUUAUUUAGCAUUUGAUCAGAAGAAAAAGGACAAAAUGGGCACAGCAACAUUCAUAGACAUUCUUCUGGCCAUCCUCUUGCCUCCUCUUGGUGUUUUCCUCAAGUGUGGCUGCGAGAUGGAGUUCUGGAUCUGUCUUUUGUUGACUCUCUUCGGUUGGCUACCUGGUAUUAUCUAUGCUGUUUGGGUCCUCACCAAGUGAUGAUCAAUAUC